This is a messenger RNA of Auanema sp. JU1783, 1536 nucleotides long. The record is from the annotation of a GenBank genome assembly. NCBI's taxonomy places the organism in Eukaryota, Metazoa, Nematoda, Chromadorea, Rhabditida, Rhabditidae.
AUGAUAUGGAGAUGUUCGUCCAUCCUUUCAACUCUUUUAAUUUUUCAGAUAGUUAACAGUCAAAGAGUAACAAAUCACUUACCGAAAGAUAUUAUAAUCCAUUUUGAUCUCAAAGGCGCUCCACCUCGUCCAACCUACUUCCUAGAUCUUUUGACUACUAUUAGUAAACUUGGAGCUACUGGUAUUAUUAUAGAAUGGGAGGAUAUGUUCCCAUACUCUGGUCGGUUAGAAAGAAUGCGGAAUGGAAAUGCUUAUUCAAUGGAAGAAACACUGAUGAUUCUUGACCAUGCUCAUAGCCUGGGAUUAACGAUUGUUCCUCUUGUUCAGACAUUGGGUCAUCUAGAAUGGAUCUUAAAAACAAAGGAAGCUGCUCAUUUACGAGAAGACCCACGCUAUCCAAUGGUUGCUUGUAUCGGAGAUGAGGAAGCUGUAGACUUGAUAUUGGAAAUGGUUAAUCAAGUGUUGGAUGUUCAUGCCAAGUACCCAUUGCCUUUCUAUCAUAUAGGAGCUGAUGAAGUAUACCAAAUCGGAAUUUGUGAAGCUGAUAAAAUGAAACUGUCAUCGAAAUUCCAAAAUGACACAAAACGUUUAGUUUAUAAUCAUAUUCAACAUGUUUCACUCAACAUAUCUCAGCAGCAGCCAAAUACUAAGGUCCUUAUCUGGUUUGAUGAGUUGAGAAAUGGGAGUCCUGAACUCAUUGAAGAAUACCAAUUGGAUAAGCUAGUUAUACCAGUUGUGUGGAAGUACACGGAUAACCUGGAUAAGGAUCUUCCUAUCGAAAUGUGGACAAAGCUUUCAAAGUCUUUUCGACAAGUUUGGGGUGGGAGUGCUUUUAAAGGAGCGGAUGGUGCAAACAAAAUUUGGAACCGCAUGAAGCCAUAUGUUCAAAACAAUAAACAAUGGUUCCUUCAGAGUGUUAAAUAUUCGGCAAUCUUCUCCGAUUUUCACGGAUUCAUAAUGACAGGAUGGCAACGGUAUGAUCACUUCGCUUCGUUGUGCGAAACAUUCCCCGUCUCCAUGAGCUCGUUAGCAUUGAACAUAAAAAUUCUUCAGAAUUUUGUAAUUAUAGAAAAAGAUAUUUCUGAGAUUGCUAUCAAUCUCAAAUGUCCAAAGAAUACAAACAUUAGUUCAAUAUUGUCAGGAACAGAUAAAUGUCGAUUUCCUGGUUAUAACGUACGCGAUCUAAUUCGGUCAUUUGAAAAAAUCAAGCUGUACUAUGAGAACUCAACAUGGAUUCACAACAGGGAAAACGGAUGGCUUCAAUCAUCACAGAUGCUCUUAGCUGCUUCCAAUCCCUACAAUGUAGAUGUGGUGGGAAAAAUUUACUCAAGCUCCAUAAGUAAAAUAGAAAAGUUGAUAUCUGAUCUGCGAAUAUCAUUGAUUGAGCUCUACUAUGAUGAUAUGGUAGAAGAGAUGCUGAUUGAUUAUAUUUAUCCAUUUUAUGAUUUAUUAAGAACAAGACUAGCAAGUGUUUCAAGGAUUGACAAUAGGAACUACUAUCCACCACGACCUUGGCUAAGCGUAGAGAAAGAAUAG